Molecule: messenger RNA, 2745 nt
Organism: Symbiodinium sp. CCMP2592
Lineage: Eukaryota; Dinophyceae; Suessiales; Symbiodiniaceae
Source: the annotation of a GenBank genome assembly
AUGACCAACCUCGCCUUGACCGGGCUUUUGGUCCUCCUUUGGACCGCAGAAGCCUCGUCAAAUCCGGGCAUCUUCGACGAUCGCAAUCGUUCACGCCCGCCUUCAAUUCGUGGGGCGGGGGGGGCGCCAGGCGGUCUGAAGACAUGGCAGAAAGAGGCCGAGCAAGUUCAGGAUGUCCAGAACCCUCCGUCUGCGCCUGCCCGUCGCUUGUCGCGAAGCCGGACCAGCGUGCCUCUCACCUCCACAUCUUCAUCAUCGCCAGACGAGGACUGCCCGCUGAGAGACGUCGUUGGGAGAUGCUCCUCCAGAAGGAAAGACUUCACGACAUUCGGGCACAUGAUGAGAGGCAGCAGGGACCUCACCCGCGAGGAGCGGUUGGCGGCGGGCAAAACGGUUGCCGACACCUUUACCGGAGCCACAACCAAUGUUCUCGCCGUUUCUGAUAGGCUAUCACCCUACAUGGGUCUGGUUGGUUUUGUCGCUGGCAUUGUGCUGGACGAGUUCAUGCCCGAUCCAGACUACGUGACCAGGGAUGACGUACUGGACAUGCUGGACGAUUUCGGAGAGGAGUUGAAGCAAGAGAUGAGGACGGAGAUGAAGGCUCUGGUCUCAGCUUCCAUUGACGCGAACUCGUUCCAAGAAGUCAAGAUCAGAGUCCGGAAGUUCAUCGCAGAUGUGAUCCUCCAGCAGGCUGGCAAUGCGCUUGAUGGCGAUGCUUUUGUUUCGUAUUGUUUGAACUUCGAGCCGGAACUCGCGUCAUUGGCACAGCUUCUGUUUCUGCCCUGCACAGAGCAUGGCUGGGGCUCCAUGGACUGCCACACCCGGCUCACAGCGGGUGCCCCGGUGAUCCUGAGCAACCUGGUGCCCAUCCACUUCGCUAUCCUGGAUGCAGUUCUGCAAGCAGCGAAAGACAAGCUCGUGCUGGCCAAGCAGCAGAUCUUGGACGACAACAUCGCUGCAUGGUCUGCUCUCGCGAAUUCUACCUUGGGAUACAACUUCCGUCGCAUAGGAUGUCCGAAUUCCCAACCUUCCGACACCGCCAAGGAGGACAUGAAGAGCAGGGCCAGUGAUGGGAACCCGCUCCUCUCCGUAAUGUCCGGCUAUUGUGAAGACACGGCCAGCCUCUAUGCAGAUUCCGCGACUGCUCCCACAGGCGAUGCCACGACAUGUGACGUGCAGAGUGGGGUUGGGCCCGGCUGGAAGCUCGUGCGACGAACCGUCGGCAGCUCCUUCCCGCAGACAGAUCAGUUGGAAGGGACAGUGACAGAAGGCACAGCAGGCGGUCCGCUGGGGCCAGCCUUCAGCAAAAGCUGGUCUUCUGACCCGCUGCUGAGCGACUUCGACGAGUUUCUGUUUGCGACCGGCGAUUGCAAGAAGUUUAUGAUUAUGGACAGGAACCAAGUGCUUGACACCUACUCCGGGGAAGAUCGGGAGAUUCUGAGAUCUCAUAGUUCAUGGACGCAGUACAAGGCCAAGAUGUACCGGCGUGUGGGCGAAACAGAGGACCCCUGGAUCACAUUCGAGGACCACUUCGACGAAAAUAAUGUCGGUGGAUGCACGAGCCUUUACGUUGGGGACUCCUACGUGCACCCGACCGCGUGCAAGCCCCUCCACUGGGAUCACAAGGGCUUGAACGUGUUUGUCCGAAAUCGCAGCCGGGCGGCGAGAGAGUGCUGCGGCGGAGGCAGGGCCUCGUGCCAGGUUCAAUGCAAGCCCGCGCCGAACAGCGAUAUCACCUUGGAGCUCUAUGACACCAUGAAGCGCAGGUAUGACAAGGCACUGGCCACUUACCGCAGUUUGUAUUACAAAAGUCGAGAUGCUUACCUCUCCCUGCGCAUCGAGAUGUUUGCUUGCAAUGACGAUGGCUGCUGGGACACAGGACGGCCCGGCGCCAGCGACAUUCCCGGCGACGUCGUGGAGGGCAAAAACGAGAUCUACAAGAACGCAAUGAGUCUCUUCGCUACCACGGAAGCGCUACUCUCCAGCCGACAGGGCUACCAUGCAACCCCGAAAGCCAAAGCAGAUGGCAGCUGGCAAGUGGAGAGGAAGUUCCCGUCUGAGUUCAAAUACGCUCGCGUCAUAGGAUUCAACAACGAAAGAGAUCGACGAGCGACGAAGCUCGGGAUUGAGAAGGAAAACGCGCCGGGAGAUUGGCAGACGAGCGAGGAGCCUCCGCGGGACCUAGGAAUCAAUGUGGCCUCUGCCGGAAGCCUUUCAACCGACUUUUCUGCACCAGCAUCCUGGACUUUUUCUCUCAGGCCUGCGGACAACGGCAUGGAGCUGCUGGUGAAAAACGCGUGGGAGGAAGCGGAGGACAACAAGGUCACGGUCAAAACCGUCUGCCCUUGGCGUUGCAGUCCAUUCACAAGCUGUCGUGCUGACUGUUCAGACCCCACGGUGACAUGCAAAUGCGUGGGCAUUUAUUCGUUCUUGGACUGCAGUGGCGCCACCCUAAAAGAGGACACGGAUGAUUGCACCUUCGAAAGUACUUACCACACUACCUUCGACAGCAUGCUUGUCGAGGUCCAGGAGAAGUCUUUUCAAGAACAGCGGAAUAUGUUGGACUGGCCAGCUUCAGGCAUUGAAAGCCAGGAUGGCCCCCUUAAGUAUUCUGGUGGCUGUGAAGUGCAGAGUGAUGGUCGCGACAGUGUCAUGAAGUGUUCCGGAGGGCAAAUCGGCGGCGAACUUAUCAACCCGUCAGAUGCGUUGAUGGGUUUGGCUCAUGGCCCCAGCCUUCGAGUUUGA